Messenger RNA from Neoarius graeffei (lesser salmon catfish), 2546 nucleotides. It is a transcript of the gene arsh, whose product is annotated as arylsulfatase H. The transcript has 12 exons. Lineage: Eukaryota; Metazoa; Chordata; Actinopteri; Siluriformes; Ariidae. The record is from RefSeq and is a predicted model, not a curated record. Bases 304 to 2052 code for a protein of 582 amino acids. Gene Ontology annotation, molecular function: arylsulfatase activity.
CCUGAUCCUAAAAUAUUGAACAAAUUCUUGUUUGAUUCUCUAUCACAGUACCGUGGAUCAAAGGGCUUCUGCUUCAACUCAGUCAUCACCUGGAAGACGGAGGUGAUGCUGAAGGACUUGGCUUCAAGUGCUUGGAUGGUGUCAGUGAACAACUUCAGAACAUGGCUCAGAAAGAGGAAAUAGGUCUCUGAUACCUCGUUGCUGUCUUCCCCAAAACAGCGCCACACAAUCCUGGCACACUCCCCUUCCUCUUCACUCUGGAAGUAGCUGGUCAAGGCCUUCCAGUAUUUCAGGACUCUGUCAAUGGCUGGCAGCAGGGACAGUGGGAACUGGGUUCCUCCUCUGAUGGCUCACAUAAGCCUGAGCUAUUUGCUUGGAUUGUUUAUCCUAACUGUUCAAAGUCGAUGUGUCACAAAUGCUAAAGAUGCCACCAAACCCAACUUCAUACUCAUGAUGGUUGAUGAUCUAGGGAUCGGGGAUGUUGGUUGCUAUGGGAACGAUACGAUCAGAACCCCGAACAUCGACAAGUUGGCGAAAGAAGGAGUGAAACUGACUCAGCACAUUGCCGCUGCUCCUCUCUGUACACCAAGCAGAGCUGCAUUCAUGACGGGGCGUUACGCUUUGCGUUCAGGUCUUGGGAGUACUGGAAGAGUGCAGGUGAUCCUUUUCCUUGGUGCUUCAGGAGGACUUCCUCCUAACGAAACCACGUUUGCCAAACUCCUCCAAAAGCAGGGUUACACCACAGGAAUUGUGGGAAAGUGGCACUUGGGUGUGAGCUGUAAGAGCAGGAAUGAUCACUGCCACCAUCCCAACAGCCAUGGUUUCGACUACUUUUAUGGUCUUCCCUUCACCCUGUUUAAUGACUGCAAACCUGGAAACAGCACUGAUGUGCUAGGUGACCUUCAGAAGCUGUUGUGGCACAUUUUCAUGCCAUUAGCACUGGCACUGUUGACCCUAAUCAUGGCUAAAAUUAUUAGACUUCUGGAAAUCCGCUCCACAUUGCUCAUGUUCCUAGCCAUUGUUUACGUUCUUUGUUUUUUGACAUGGUACAUUCCAUUUGCAUUCUUACAAACCUGGAAUUGCAUCAUCAUGAGGAACCAGGAUGUAGUGGAACAACCAAUGAAUCUGGACACGCUCACUCAAAAGCUAAUGAAAGAGGCAGAGCAGUUUGUUGAGAGGAACCAGAACAGUCCCUUUUUGCUGUUUCUGUCUCUGCCUCAUGUUCACACGCCACUGUUCAUCUCCAAAGAGUUUGCAGGAAAAAGCAAACAUGGCCUUUAUGGAGACAACGUGGAGGAAGUGGACUGGAUGAUUGGCAGAAUGGUGAAGGUUGUUGAGAAGCUGAAUCUUUCUGAAAGGACACUGAUGUAUUUCACAUCUGAUCACGGAGGAGACAUCUGGAUUUCGGACACGCAAGGCCAUAUAGGAGGAUGGAAUGGAAUUUAUCAAGGUGGUAAAAACAUGGCUGGCUGGGAAGGUGGUAUUCGUGUUCCAGGAAUAUUCCGCUGGACAAAUCGUCUUCCAGCUGGAAAAAUUAUUAAUGAGCCAACAAGUUUAAUGGACAUUUUUCCUACAGUAGUGAAUCUAGCAGGAGGACAGCUACCCAGUGACAGAAUUCUUGAUGGUCAUGACCUGCUGCCGCUGUUGGAGGGAAAAACAAAGUCUUCAAAACACGAGUUCAUGUUUCACUACUGUGGUGUUUAUUUGAAUGCCGUCCGCUGGCAUCCUCCUGACAGUGACUCAGUGUUCAAAGUGCACUUCUUCACUGUGAAUUGCAGCAGCGUGCAAAUGUGCUUGUGCCACAUCGUCUCACACCAUGACCCGCCACUUGUCUUUGAUGUGACCUCUGACCCCUCAGAGGCAGUGCCUUUGACGGCAGAGACAGAGGCACGUCACGGCGAGGUGCUGCUGCGGGUUCAAGAUGCUGUGCAGGAACACCAACGGACACUGACGCUCCCUGAGAACCAGCUGUCAUGGCCAAACACGCUGUGGAAACCAUGGUUACAGCCAUGCUGUGGCAUGUUCCCCUUCUGCUCCUGCUCGGAGACUUGAAGGACAUUAUGAUAACAUGGACAUUUUUUGACAGAGGAAAAUAUUUUUAGUUCUGUUUGAGAGAAAUGAUCCAUGUAAACUUUUAAUCAACGCUGCACAAGGCUAAUUUUUAUGUGCUCAGUCCAAUUUCUCUAAUAAACAGGUCACAUUGUCCUAUAAGUGUGUGUUGAAAGAAUGUGGGAACCUUUGCGUCCGUGACUUGGAGUGUCUUCAUUUCCUCGGCUGUGUCCCAAACAUCACCCCUCUCCCUCUUUUCGACAACAGAGAAUCAUGAGAUUUUUUUUUUUAUUUAUGUCAUCUCCAUUCAUUUUCAUUCCCCGUUCCUAAUUUAUCUGAUUUGUUCUGAUUUAUCAAAGGGUGCUGAUUAGUUUUCUGUAGAAUGUGUUUGGUUAUCAUUUCUGUAAUAACAGUUCACUCACAGAACGUAUGGUGGAUGAUCUGCAUACUCAAGGCUAAUAAUAUAUGUAUAACCAUUAUGGUGGAGUUUUCUGUAA